This is a messenger RNA of Trematosphaeria pertusa, 1537 nucleotides long. RefSeq lists its product as uncharacterized. The record is from RefSeq and is a predicted model, not a curated record. The coding region runs from base 355 to 1173 and encodes 272 amino acids. The transcript has a single exon. NCBI's taxonomy places the organism in Eukaryota, Fungi, Ascomycota, Dothideomycetes, Pleosporales, Trematosphaeriaceae.
AUUGGUUUUGCAAGCAAUUGUGGAACCGGAACAGUCAACAGCGGUCACCUGAAAUCCUCGCAGAGCGUUUGACGAGCAAAAGCUGAGCGGGAUUGGCGGCGCAGUAGUCAGGGACCAACACACGGUCACGCCGGCUGUAAGCUCAUUCGAGCACCUCAGAACGGAAGGCACCACGCAUAAUUAGUGAAUCCUCCCCGGCGCACCUACCUAGACUCUACCCUCCCACAUUACCACGAAUCCACCUCGACUGCGAGCAUCAAUCCUCGCACAUCGAGCUCCCACGGCGCCUGCCCACGAGUCGCAGAUUUUAACUCAGCGUUCAAAAUCCUCAGCGCUCAAGCGCUGCACUCCGCCAUGCAUCGCAGAAACCCCAUCUCAGUCCUCGUGUACAACACGCUCUUCCCGACGCCCUCCCCAACCGAUCCCCCUUCCUUCUCCGCGCACCUCUCCAAAAACCUUGUCGGCGAAGUCCGCAUCGAAACCGCCACCUUCUACGGCUCGCUCGACACAAUCGAGGCGCGAUACCCCGGCCUCAACUACGCCUACGCGCCGCACCGCAAGCGGUUAGGCCGCUUCCCGCACCACAAGAAGCUGUUCGAGGCGUUCGACCGGCUGGGCCUCACGGACAGCGAGAUCCAGGGCUUCUGCAGGUGGGAAGGCACGCUGUGGGCGCGCGAGCGCUACGAGCGCGACGAGGGCGUCAAGGUGAGGGAUACCACGGGGAUGGAGAUUACAGAGUGGGUGGAUCGGCGGAAACACCGAAUGCACAGCAGCGGAAAGGGCAUCAACGUGAAGACGGACAUCGAGGUCGAGAUCGAGGAGGUGUCCGCGAGCGAAGUGGUCACAGAUCCCAGGCCCGCGGACACGGAAAUGCGCGAUGAGGAAGACGAGGAGAGCGACGAGGAGGACGUGGACGAGAGCGUGGGCUUCGAGCUCAAUCAGCGACUCAUGCACGCCGCGGCGCUCAGGGAACAGGGCGCGAAUGUGCCCAUGGACCCCGAGUGGGAGCAGUACCUCAAGGAGGCGCAAGAACGCGGAGAGCUCAACAUCGACGCGACGAGGGAGGCGCUGAGGACCAUGGCCGGUCAGCUCCAGGCGCAGAUGAACCAGCACGCGAGCUCGAGUUCAACGGCGGCAACACAACCCUACCCGCCGCCUGCUGCGCCAGCAUAACCUCCUCUUGUUCAACUCUCGUCUCGAUUUUUUUCUGCCCUCAUUUCGGCUUUCGACUCGAUGCAUCAGCAUUCCAUAAAUACCCCGUUUUCUCACAUUUCCAACACAAUCAGCACGCUCUUCCCCCGCAAACUGGCCGAUACACACUGCCGCCCCAUACACCUCCACACCACGCCGUCCGAGUUCGGAGUUGAAGAAGCAUGCAUGGCGUUUGUCGAAAAGAAGGGCGUUUCGGUUGCAUGGAAUACCCAGGUGAUUCUUUGGUCACUACUGGGUCACCGUGCUGGUUCUAGUUUUUUUCUUCCCGGUUUAUUUCUCAUGCGUCUGGUGUAGAUAGAUCUCCGUAGUAACACCGGGAGGCUGU